GAGCUAGAAAAUCAACUCACAACUAAAUCCAAAACUCUUGAUGAGCUCAAACAGAGUUUGGCUUUGAAUGGUAGUGCAGAACAAACCCCAGAAGCUCUGUCUCUCAGGAUAGCUGAGCUGUGUGAAAUGGUGGACAGCAUUGUAAGCCAGGUUGCACAGUUAAAGACCUCAAUGCAGUCAAUACUGGAGCAGUGGAGAGUAUAUGACGAAGUUUAUGCCGAAGUCAGCCUGAUAACGACAAGAUAUUUGUACUGCAUAGACCAGUGCAAACCUUCUGUAGUGUCAUUGGAAGCUUUGAAAAACGAGGUCAAAACUCUCCAGUCUCUUCAAGAUGAAUCAGAGAACGGUGAAGAAAGUUGGUCCAAGCUCCAGGCUGCUGCCACUAACCUGAAGAAGAAUUGCUCCCCCUCCUUUGCAGAGAUUAUUGAACAGAAGUGCACGGAGGCACACACUAGGUGGAACUCAGUAAAUGAAGACAUCACAGAUCAACUGCGGGCAGCACAAGCAACCCUGCAGCUUUGGGAGCCCUUUGAUACUUUAUGCACUGAGGCAGCAGCCAAGUUACAACAGCACAAAGAGCAGUGCACUCAGCUCUUGGAUGCUCACAUGCCUGAGGAUAACAUGAUAGAAACCCUGAAGCAGAGGAUACAGGAUAUAAAGAAUUUACAGCAUGGCCUUCAAAACAUAGCAGGAUGCCGUACCCAGAUUUCUUUGCUGGCUGAUAGGAUAAAACAGCAGGCUGGGACAGCUGCACAAGCCAUUCUGUUGGAGAAGCUGCAGCCGCUCCAGAGAGCAUCCUAUUUGGAAAAGAUGUUGCAGAGGAAGUUAGAUGAAUUUGAGUUCAAUCUUUUACAACUGGAGGAUUUCAAGAACUGCCUUGAAACACUGGAGGGUCAUGUCAAGAAUUGCACAGAUGCCUUCGAUAGUCUCUGUCUAGAGGGAGAAACAGACAACUCAGAAUUGCUCAUGAAUCAUACACUGGAGCUUGCUGCGCUUUCUCCAAGCAUAGAGAGUUUGAAUGAAGCAAGCAUUAAGGUGCCACUCAGUGACUUCACCCUGAAGAAAAUGCAGAGCCUGACCCGGCAGUGGAGUCAGAAAACAGCAGCUGCUCUGGAACGCUGCAGUGUGCUUGAGGGAACUCAAGAUGAUGAAAGGAAAUUCUUUCAGAAAUGUGAAAACUGGAUGAAAUUCCUAGAAAAAAUGAAAGAGGCCUUAAAAACAAAUAUUCCAGGACGGUUUGAAGAACUGCAGAAGCAACAGAGAGUAUAUGAGAUGCUGCAAACUGAGAUUUCCAUAAAUCAGCAGACAUUUAAUUCUAUCAUAGCAAAAGUUCUACUCUUCUUGGAAUCCGGAGAAGCAGAGAAAAGAACAGCGUUUAUUUCCAAGCUCACAUUGCUGAAAGAGCAGUGGCAGAAUGUUAUCCGGAUGGUUCAGCAGAGGAAGAAAGAUAUCGAUGAACUUGUGAGCCAGUGGCAGCUCUUCAGGAGUUCCCUGCAGAGUCUGAGCAGAUUUCUUGCUGAUACAAACAGCUUCCUCAUAGCUGUGAAGAGUCAGGACUGCUAUAGCCUUUACCAGCUUAGAAAUCUAAUUCAUGAUUUCAAGAGCAAAGCAGUGAUUCUUCAGAGGUGGCAAGCCAUGUACUCCUUAAUCAUCGAUGUCGGGGAGAAGUUGCGCACUGUUUCUGAUCCCGAGACCAAUGCUGUUCUCCAGGAGGAGCUCAGCCAGUUACAGCAGAGUUGGGGGGACACCCAGGUCCGGCUGGAAAAGAAGAAGGUGCAGCUUAGCAGCACGCUACAGAGUUGGGACUGCUGUGAAAAGCAAACCAAGGAAUUAGGAAGCAGGCUGCAAGAGCUAAAGGAGAAAAUAAAAGAUCCACUUCCAGUUGAACAUGAAGAGCUCUACAAAGCCAAGGAACACAUUAAGGAGCUGGAGCAGUCGCUGGCAGACUGGGCCCACAACAUGAAGGAGCUGCGGGCCAUGAAGGUGGAGCUGGCUCACUGCAUCCUCACCGAGGACAUGAUGGUGCUCAAGGAGCAAGUUGAACAUUUGCACAGGCAGUGGGAAGAGCUCUGCUUGCGAGUGUCUCUGCGUAAGCAGGAGAUCGAGGACAGGCUCAAUGCCUGGAUUGUGUUCAAUGAAAAGAAUAAGGAGCUGUGCUCCUGGCUGGUACAAAUGGAAAGCAAAGUGUUGCAGACUGCAGAUGUUAGCAUUGAAGACAUGAUAGACAAAUUGCAGAAGGAUUGCAUGGAAGAAAUAAACCUGUUCAGUGAAAAUAAGCUUCACUUGAAACAAAUGGGCGAUCAGCUAAUCAAGGCUAGCAACAAGAGCCGAGUUGCAGAAAUAGAUGAUAAACUCAACAAAAUCAAUGAUCGCUGGCAGCAUCUCUUCGAUGUCAUUGGAGCACGGGUGAAGAAACUGAAGGAAACAUUUGCUUUUAUACAACUAUUGGACAAAAACAUGAGUAACCUUCGCACCUGGUUGGCCCGGAUUGAGUCUGAGCUUUCCAAGCCUGUUGUUUAUGACAUCUGUGAUGACCAAGAAAUCCAGAAGAGACUGGCAGAACAGCAGGAUCUGCAACGAGACAUAGAGCAACACACGGCAGGGGUGGAAUCCGUGUUUAAUAUUUGUGAAGUCCUGCUGCACGACUCAGAUGCAUGUGCUAAUGAGACAGAGUGUGAUUCCAUCCAGCAAACUACCAGGAGUUUGGACAGACGGUGGAGAAACAUUUGCGCCAUGUCUAUGGAAAGGCGAAUGAAAAUCGAGGAAACCUGGCGCCUAUGGCAGAGGUUUUUGGACGACUAUUCUCGCUUUGAAGAUUGGCUAAAACAUUCUGAAAGGAUAGCAGCUAAGCCUAAUUCUUCAGAGGUUUUGUACACACAUGCAAAGGAGGAGCUGAAGAAAUUUGAGGCAUUCCAACGGCAAAUUCAUGAACGACUCACUCAGUUGGAGCUGAUCAAUAAGCAGUACAGGCGUCUCGCCCGCGAGAACCGCACCGACUCGGCCAGCAAGUUGAAGCAGAUGGUACAUGAAGGCAACCAGCGCUGGGAUAAUCUCCAGAAACGAGUCGCUGCCAUUCUGAGGAGACUUAAG
Fulmarus glacialis (Northern fulmar) is the source of this 3090-nucleotide messenger RNA. RefSeq names its product nesprin-2-like. The annotation marks the transcript as partial. The transcript is spliced from 19 exons. The record is from RefSeq and is a predicted model, not a curated record. NCBI's taxonomy places the organism in Eukaryota, Metazoa, Chordata, Aves, Procellariiformes, Procellariidae. Gene Ontology annotation, molecular function: protein binding.